AUGUUACAGACUCUCGAGGCUAGCUGGCUAGGUGAUAUUCGUAACAGGAGGUCGGACCAUUUUAUUCCGUUCUAUGAAGUGCAGGCGGAAACAGCUUUUCAACAUAUCAAAGACUGUCUGAGUGCUGACACCGUCCUGGCCCACUUCACCCCAACGUUGGAGGUGGGAAUAUCCUGCGAUGCAUCAGACGUGGGAAUUGGCUGUGUCUUGUUUCAUAGAUACAGCGAUAGCAGUGAGAGACCCAUUGCCAAUGUCUCAAAAACACUGACGCAGACCCAGAGAAGAUACAGCCAAAUCCAGAAGGAGGCCCUGGCUAUCAUCUUUGGUCUCAACAAGUUUCACCAGUUCCUGUACGGUCGACGUUUCAUCCUGGUGACAGAUCACAAGCCGCUGAUUGCCCUCUUUGGACCAACGAAGCCAAUUCCAGCUCUGGCAGAAAAUCGACUGGCCAGAUGGGCUCUCACUCUGAGCCAAUACGACCACUCCAUAGAGUAUCGCAAGACAUCAGCGCACGGCAACGCAGACGCCCUGAGUAGAUUGUCAGCGGGGGCGGAUCCUUCCUUUGACAGGGAGGAGACUGGUGCAGACUCAGCAACUAUCUGCACCAUAAAACUGAUCAGCAGCCAAAUCGCACCUGCAGACUCAAAGGUUUUAGAGAGGGAAACGUCCAAAGACCCUACUCUGAACAGGGUGAUCCAGUACCUGCAAGGCAACUGGCCGAAGAACCUCGGUGAUCAAAUUAAACCUUUCUACGUUCUUCGAGACUCUUUGUCUCUCGCGAAUGACUGCAUUUUCUACGGCCACAGAGUGGUGAUCCAGGUCCUCCAGAUCCUGCACCUGGGGCAUUUCAGCAUGCAGAGAAUGAAACAGUUGGCCCGCACUGCUGUCUACUGGCCACGCAUUGAUGCCGAUAUUGAAGACGUCGCUCGACAUUGCACAGCUUGCAACGAGCACCAGAGGCUGCCCCCUAAGCAGCCGUCUCACCCAUGGAUCACCCCCAACGAACCUUGGAGCCGCGUCCAUAUUGACCACGCCAUCAACUUCAGAGGUCACAACUGGCUGGUCAUGGUGGACGCAUUCUCCAAGUAUCCAUGCAACCACCUCAUGUCCUCGAUUACAACCAAGGCGACCACCCGGAGACUCGACGAGGACUUUGCUCACUUUGACUAUCCACACACCAUUGUGACGGACAACGCCACCUGUUUCUCGUCAGCCGAGUUCCAGACCUGGUGUGAGCAGCGGGGCAUUCAACACCUGCACGGAGCCCCCUAUCAUCCGGAGAUGAACGGAGCAGCAGAGAGACUGGUCCAGACUUUUAAGCAGUCUCUCAAGAAGUCUGACUUGCCUCCCGCCGACGCCCUUCAGGCGUUUCUCAUGCACUACCGCCGCACACCGCUGGCCAGUGGUAGCACACCGCUGGCCAGUGGUAGCAGUCCCAGUGAGCUCCUGAAUGGACGUCAGAUCCGUACGGCGCUCGACGUCAUCAUCCCAGCGCAGAGGCAGACAACACCCCGAGUUCGAGAUGAGCCGGUACCUGCUCGUCGUCUCAGCAAAGACAGUCCAUGCUUCGCGCUUACCUACAAAGGUGGGCGUAGGGACAGAUGGAAACUAGCUGUGGUGACCGCCUUCCUGGGUCACAAACUCUACGAGGUCCGUGUGCUACCAGACGGCCCGAUGUGGAGACGACAUGAGGGUCAACUUCGCCCUCGACACGCACGUCACCGGCCGUGA
Molecule: messenger RNA, 1731 nt
Organism: Aplysia californica (California sea hare)
Lineage: Eukaryota; Metazoa; Mollusca; Gastropoda; Aplysiida; Aplysiidae
Exons: 2
Coding region: 1-1731 (576 amino acids)
Biological process (GO): DNA integration
Molecular function (GO): nucleic acid binding
Source: RefSeq, a predicted model, not a curated record